Molecule: messenger RNA, 2943 nt
Organism: Corylus avellana
Lineage: Eukaryota; Viridiplantae; Streptophyta; Magnoliopsida; Fagales; Betulaceae
Source: RefSeq, a predicted model, not a curated record
GGUCAAUGAUGUACAUGAAUAGAACUUGCAUUAUGAAAGGGUUUAUCUAUAGAUACAGAAAAUCGUGGGCAAAUUUUCAAAAUAGCCCUAAAAGAAAAUCUCUACCACAUAUAAAAGCCACACGAAUGUGGCACCAAGCAGUUUGUAUUUGACUCUGCCAUUGAUAUCAAUCCAAUUUCCUUUCAGCCCCCCUGUAGUCCUAUAAUAGACACAGCAGCAAUCACAAGGAUCAGAACAGUUAAUUCCCUUCCAUCUCAUUCUUUAGGGAGAAUGAUGAAUGCAACAAAUCUAAUCCAAUCUCCAUGGCUUUCUACACAACCACAAACACUUGCUCUUUAUGCCUCUAGCACAUCGUUGUGCAGUAACUUUCCAAGCCACCAAAGAGGUCCAUGUCCCAAGUCUAGAAACAGCGCAUUCUUUCUCACUCAGUGCUCUACAAAACCAGGCAUUGACAGCAACAAUGCAACGAAUAGGAAUCCUGCCAUUGAACGGGAUUCAAGUUCAAAAUCUCAACAUUUGGCAACUCCCACACCAAAUCAAGCACUCACAUCUACUUGUUCAAGAGGUCUGGUGCUUGAAUUGGGUCCCAAAAACUCCUGGGAUGGUAAAGAAAUUGGCUCACCAGUUGUAAAAAGAUUCAUAGGAGACAAUGAGGAAAGGUGGUACAUGUGGUACCAUGGAAGGUCUGACGGUACCAACACUUCCGAUUCCAUUGGAUUAGCAGUCUCGCGCAAUGGAAUCCACUGGGAAAGAGGAGCAGAACAUGUUAGAUCGUGUGGGGAUGCAGGUUUGGUGAUGAGUUGCAGCAAGAAUUGGUGGGCUUUUGACACAGAGAGCAUUAGGCCUUCUGAGAUGGUUAUUAUGUCCAGCCCAAUGUACAGUGCUGUUUACUGGCUUUAUUAUACAGGAUUUAGUUCUGAAGAAGCUAACUUACCAGGAGAUCCAAACAUGUUACAAAACCCAGAAAGAGUUCAGAGUGGAGACAAGAAAGAUGCAUGUCAUAGAAUUGGCAAAAUUUCAAAGUCUCUGCCAGGCCUGGCAUGUAGUCAGGAUGGUAGGCAUUGGGCCAGAAUUGAAGGGGAUCAUCAUAGCGGAGCACUGUUAGAUGUGGGAUCUGACAAGGAGUGGGAUUCUUUGUUUAUUGCCGCACCUCAGGUUGUUGUGCACAGCAAUGAUGAUCUCAGGAUGUAUUAUCAUUCAUUUGAUGUCAAAAAUGGGCAGUUUGCUCUUGGACUUGCAAGGUCCAGAGAUGGUAUCAGAUGGGUGAAGCUGGGGAAGAUAAUGGGAGGGGGGUCAGAUGGUUCUUUUGAUGAGCUUGGGGUCAAGAAUGCAUGUGUGGUGAGAACCCACAGAGAAGGAAACUAUUUGAUGGCAUAUGAGGGUGUUUCUGCAGAUGGGACGGGGAGUAUUGGGCUGGCAGUAUCUCCAGAUGGACUGAAGAAUUGGAAGAGGCUUCAAGAAGACCCAGUUGUUAAGCCUUCAGAAAAAGAUGGAUGGGAUAAUAAAGGAGUGGGAUCCCCAUGUCUGGUUCAGAUGGAAGGCAACGUAGAUAAAUGGAGAUUGUAUUAUGUAGGUAUUGGGCAUGGUGGAAUGACUGGGAUCGGAAUGGCAGUUUCAGAAGGCAGUAACAUAAGAAAUUUUAGAAGAUGGGCAGGAUCUCACUUGUAAGAUAAAUGUAUAGUAUUGGUGUAUGUCAACAUAUCUCAAUAAUUGUUCAAUCAAACUAUUUUUCACUCUAGAUCAUAACACAAAAGUAGAAUGUGUCAAAUUCAGCUACAAAGCAAAGGUUGGUACUCUAUCCCUUGGCUACACUCCAUCUCCAUGUGUGUAUAAACACAACCCCAUAAAUGGAACAUAGCACCGGUAUUUUCUAAGGUAAAGCAUAAAAUAGGAUAGAAGGAUCUGAUGUCAAACAAAAGUUACAUGUCAAAUACUUUUAACAGAUAACUAAAGAAACACCCAAAAUUCUUCUGAAGCUCAGUUUUUACUAGAUUUGAAUUUAAAGUCCAAGUACCUUUAAUAACCAGCAUGGCUUUCUAACUAAUAAGAAGGACCCAAAAAAUGACCAAUUCACGUUCAUAAAGCAUUAAGGUUUGAAAGGUGCCACAGGCACCGCAUUACUCGUAAACUCAAACAAAGCAUUCUGUCCCAAAUAUUUGAAGUCAGGCCAAUCAAAUCCAUAAUUGGCAACCAACUCCAUCUGAGAUCAUUCCAACUGCUACCAACAGGAUAUCAUGGCUAUGUUUAGCAACACACUCCUCCUCUUUCUUUCAUUUCUCCUGAAAAAGUCGACCUCUUUUUUUCCUAUUACCAAACAACCAUCUUCACUUUUCUCUCCCAAAAAAUUCAAAUCUCCUUUCACUUUUAUAUCACAUCAAUCACUUCUUACUACUAUUCAAACAACAAAACUCUUUACCAAACGGACCCCCUAUUUAUCUCUUUUGAUUCAAUCUACAUUUUUUCCUGCCUUCCCUUGCCCAUAUACCACCCUAAAGAUGAAUCAAACUGCUCCUCCUUAAUGCAGCAGUCAUUACACUUGACCAACCAUUUUAGACUUCAUAUGUCCUAUUUUGCCCCUACAUCAUGUCAAUGCAGUUAUUACUUUCUUGUUAUUCUUUGCACUACCACUCACUGACGGAGUCCACCAGAAUACUUGUUAUGCAGAAUAUUUUCUCUGCUAUCAUUUAUCCACUGGCUCCUGGGAUGGAGCUCAAGAUCACGAAGUCACAGACCAGCAUGAAGCUUUGUGAAGCUUUAUGAUUUCAAUAAGUAGUUGUGUUGUUCUCAACUACCUGCAGUUCUAUUUAUUUAAGUUUAUUUAGGAUGCUAUUGUUUACGGUUGUUAUAGUUUAUCAAUAAGAAGGCCAUUGCCUAGAAAAGGAUGUAACCGAGCAUUAUGAUGAUUAUGCAAACUAUUGGAAAUUCCCCAACAUUCUUUAGAUG